Molecule: messenger RNA, 2232 nt
Organism: Nycticebus coucang (slow loris)
Lineage: Eukaryota; Metazoa; Chordata; Mammalia; Primates; Lorisidae
Gene: KREMEN2
Product: kringle containing transmembrane protein 2
Exons: 9
Coding region: 293-1678 (461 amino acids)
Biological process (GO): Wnt signaling pathway; multicellular organism development
Cellular component (GO): plasma membrane
Source: RefSeq, a predicted model, not a curated record
ACUACCCAGAGUGCUAAGAGGCUAAGACUGAGAAGGCCCCCAUCCAUAUACCGUCCGGAGAGAACUGGGGUAGGGACAGGGGCAGAGAGACGCCUCCAGGGGCAGAGCCCCUGGAAGGCAAGGACCCCGAGGAGAUAGUUUCCCGUCCCAGACGGAGAGCGGCACCCAGAGUGAAACGAGGACAAACGGUCAGAGAACAACGCCCUCCAGAUAGCCUGGGACACGCCAGAGCGACCCUGGGGGCAUCACGGGCCGUGUCUGGGAGAGUGCGACCUCUCCUUCACUGGCGGCGAUGGGGACACGGGUCCUACAGGGCUUCCUCCUCCUCUUUUUCCCGCUGCUGCAGCCACACGGGGCCUCUGCGGAGAGCCUGAACAGUCCAGGCCUGUCCGAGUGCUUCCAGGUGAAUGGUGCCGACUACCGCGGCCACCAGAACCGCACCGGCCCGCGCGGGGCUGGCCGCCCGUGCCUUUUCUGGAACCAGACGCAGCAGCACAGCUACAGCAGCGCCAGCGACCCUCAGGGCCGCUGGGGGCUGGGCGCGCACAACUUCUGUCGUAACCCAGACGGCGACGUGCAGCCCUGGUGCUAUGUGGCUGAAACGGAGGAGGGCAUCUACUGGCGCUAUUGCGACAUUCCCACGUGUCACAUGCCAGGCUACCUGGGCUGUUUCGUGGACUCGGGAGCGCCCCCAGCCCUCAGCGGCCCCAGUGGCACUUCCACAAAGCUCACGGUCCAAGUGUGCCUUCGCUUCUGCCGUAUGAAGGGUUACCAGCUGGCAGGAGUGGAGGCUGGUUAUGCCUGCUUUUGUGGCACUGAGAGUGAUCUGGCCAGGGGACACCUGGCCCUAGCCACCGACUGUGACCAGAUCUGUUUUGGCCACCCGGGCCAGCUGUGCGGCGGUGAUGGGCGCCUGGGCAUCUAUGAAGUGUCCGUGGGCUCCUGCCAGGGGAACUGGACGGCGCCUCAGGGUGUCAUCUACUCCCCGGACUUCCCCGACGAGUAUGGACCUGACAGGAACUGCAGUUGGGUUCUGGGCCCGCCGGUCGCCGCGCUGGAGCUCACCUUCCGCCUCUUCGAACUGGCCGACCAGCGCGACCGACUGGAACUACGCGACGCUACCUCAGGCCGCCUGCUCCGCACCUUCGACGGCGCCCGCCCGCCGCCGCCUGGGCCGCUGCGCCUGCGCGCUGCCGCGCUGCUGCUCACCUUCCGUAGCGACGCACGCGGCCACGCGCAGGGGUUCGCGCUCACUUACCGCGGGCUGCCGGACACCAUGGAAGACCCGGCACCCCACAAGGGCUUGGCCCAAACCACCAAUGCACCCCCUGACGGGGCCAACGUGAGCUGCAGCCCCAGGCCCAGGGCUCCGCCGGUUGCGAUGGGAGCCCGGGUCUUCUCGACGGUGAUGGGUGUCUCAGUGCUGCUGCUGCUGUUCCUGUCGCUGCUGCGUCUUCUGCGCCGACGGAGCUGUCUGCUGGCUCCAGGAAAAGGGGCCCCGGCGCUGGGUCCUUCGGAGGGACACGGGAAAAGGUGGGCUGUGUGGUACCGUCCGCCCCAACAGGUGGCCCUGCCGUGCCCCCCUGGGGACUCUCAGGCUGAGGGUCCUGCCCCAAGCUACCGGCCCCUGAGUGCCUCCAGCCAGAGCUCCUUGCGCUCACUCAUCUCUGCUCUCUGAUUUGGACCCCGUUGGACCCUCCACCAGCAAGAUGGAUACCUGAGAUGCUAUGCCACACCCUACAUUGGCCUUCUGCCUCUUUAAGAGCAGUUUGGCCUCUGGUCAUCUUGGGAAAACCAGAAGUUGGACAGGAUGCAUCUGGAGCUAUUAUCAGGAACUUGGUCUGAUCCUCCAAGUUCAGAUGGUUGAGGGCAAAGGACAAGAAUCCAACCCCCUUCCCAUGGACCUUGAUGUGGUUUUAGAGGUCUUUGAGUCACUCUUGCGGCGGUCCUGGACUGAUGACCUCAGUGAGAAGUCAGAGAUCAAGAAAAUAGUCAAAAAGAUCCAACAGAAUGCAGGGUGAAGUGGCUCACACCUGUAAUCCUAGCACUGUGGGAGGUCAAGGUGGGUGGUUCACCUGAGCUCAGGACUUUGAGACCAUCCAGAGCAAGAGAGAGACCCCUGUCUCUAAAAAAUAGCCAGGUCUUUGUGUCAGGUGCCUAUAGUCUCAGCUACUGGGUAGGCCGAGGCUAGAGGAGCGCUUGAGCCCAAGAGUUUGAGGCUGCUCUAUUGAG